Molecule: messenger RNA, 4204 nt
Organism: Nelumbo nucifera (sacred lotus)
Lineage: Eukaryota; Viridiplantae; Streptophyta; Magnoliopsida; Proteales; Nelumbonaceae
Product: phospholipid-transporting ATPase 3-like
Biological process (GO): Golgi vesicle budding; phospholipid translocation
Cellular component (GO): trans-Golgi network; plasma membrane
Molecular function (GO): ATPase-coupled intramembrane lipid carrier activity; ATP hydrolysis activity; magnesium ion binding
Source: RefSeq, a predicted model, not a curated record
AGCAAAAUUAAAAUGAAAUCAAUGAGGGGGGUUUGAACUUUGAACUUUGAAUCCUUCUUUCGCCGUUCGCCGUUCUCCUUCCUUUUCCUUGGCUAUUCUUUGCACGACCAACUCAUACAUAGACAAGGGAACGGCGAGAAGUGUAGCUUGCUGCGUUAACCGAUCGAAUUCUGUUUCUGAUUUAGCACCUGUCAUUGUUCAUUCUGGUUUACUUUACGGAAUUCCUCUUCGAUCUGUGAUUCGAUUGAUAUUCUACAAUGAACGGAUGGGAUAGGGUUAGGCCAUCGAGGUCAAGGCUCGGUGGGUCAAGAGCUACUUCCAUGAGCUCGUUUGGGAGUGAACGCCACUCUUCCUCGCAAACCAUUCAUCUAGGUCGAGUCCAGCCCCAGGCUCCAGGUCAUCGCACGAUCUACUGUAAUGAUCGAGAGGCCAAUCUUCCCGUUAAGUUCAAGGGGAAUUCUAUAUCGACCACAAAAUACAACAUUUUUACCUUUUUGCCGAAGGGAUUGUUUGAACAGUUCAGGCGUGUAGCUAAUUUAUACUUUCUUAUGAUCUCUAUCUUAUCUGCAACACCAAUCAGUCCUGUCCAUCCUAUAACAAAUGUGGUCCCAUUGAGUCUGGUGCUUUUUGUCUCCCUUGUCAAAGAGGCUUUUGAGGAUUGGAAGCGCUUGCUUAAUGAUAGGGUGAUAAAUAGUUCACCUAUAGAUGUAUUGCAAGAACAGAAGUGGGAAAGUAUUCCCUGGAAGAAGCUCCAAGUUGGGGAUAUUGUUAGGGUUAAGCAGGACGGCUUCUUUCCUGCAGAUCUCUUGUUCCUUGCAAGUACAAAUCCAGAUGGCAUCUGCUACACUGAGACUGCAAAUCUUGAUGGUGAAACAAAUUUGAAGAUUAGAAAGGCACUUGAAAGGACUUGGGAUUACUUGAUUCCUGAUAAGGCCUCCGAAUUUAAAGGUGAAAUACAAUGUGAACAACCAAAUAAUUCACUGUACACUUUCACUGGCAACCUUAUAGUAAAAAAGCAAACGUUGCCUCUUUCUCCAAAUCAAAUAUUAUUGCGAGGUUGCAGUCUUCGAAAUACAGAAUAUAUAGUUGGAGCUGUAAUAUUUACUGGCCAUGAAACAAAGGUUAUGAUGAAUGCUAUGAAUGUUCCUUCCAAAAGGAGUACUUUGGAGAGGAAACUUGACAAGCUUAUACUUGCUCUUUUCGGUGGUCUUUUCUUUAUGUGUCUCAUUGGAGCCAUUGGCAGCGGUGUGUUCAUAAAUCGCAAGUACUACUACUUAGGCCUCAGUGAGAGUGUGGAAGAUCAGUUCAACCCUAGCAACAGAUUUGUGGUUGCUAUCCUGACUAUGUUUACCCUAAUUACGUUGUACUCAACAAUCAUCCCCAUUUCUCUUUAUGUUUCUAUUGAGAUGAUCAAAUUUAUUCAGUCGACUCAGUUCAUCAACAAGGACUUGCAUAUGUAUCAUACUGAAACCAACACUCCUGCAUUGGCACGGACAUCUAAUUUGAAUGAGGAGCUUGGUCAGGUUGAGUACAUAUUUUCUGACAAAACGGGAACUUUAACAAGAAACUUGAUGGAAUUCUUUAAGUGCUCAAUUGGAGGAGAGGUGUAUGGAACUGGUAUCACUGAAAUAGAAAGAGGAGCAGCUCAGCGAAGUGGCAGAAAAUUUGAGGAGGUACAAAAAUCAGCUAAUGCAGUGCAUGAAAAGGGUUUCAAUUUUGAUGAUGCUAGGCUUAUGCGAGGUGCUUGGCGGAAUGAAUGUAAUCCCGAUACUUGCAAGGAAUUCUUUAGAUGCCUUGCUAUAUGCCAUACUGUGCUUCCAGAAGGUGAUGAAUCUCCAGAAAAGAUCACAUAUCAGGCUGCAUCUCCAGAUGAAGCCGCUCUAGUUACUGCUGCAAAGAACUUUGGUUUCUUCUUUUAUAGGCGCACACCCACCACUAUCAAGGUUCGUGAAUCACAUGUAGAAAAGAUGGGUAAAAUCCAAGAUGUCUCUUAUGAGAUUUUGAGUGUUUUAGAGUUCAAUAGCACAAGGAAGCGUCAGUCUGUUAUCUGCCGUCACCCAGAUGGAAGACUCGUUUUGUAUUGUAAGGGUGCUGAUUCUGUCAUAUUUGAAAGGUUGGCAGAUGACAAUAGUCAGGUCAAGAUUUUAACUAGGGAGCAUUUAGAACAGUUUGGAUCUUCUGGUUUGCGUACACUUUGCCUGGCAUAUAGGGAUUUGAGUAAUGACCUAUAUGAAAGAUGGAAUGAAAAAUUCAUCCAAGCAAAAUCAUCCUUACGAGACCGUGAAAAGAAGUUGGAUGAGGUGGCAGAACUAAUAGAGAAGGAGCUGAUUUUGAUUGGAUGCACUGCUAUAGAAGAUAAACUUCAAGAUGGAGUUCCUGCCUGCAUAGAAACACUUUCUAGAGCUGGAAUCAAGAUUUGGGUGCUAACAGGGGACAAGAUGGAAACGGCAAUAAAUAUAGCUUAUGCGUGUAGUUUGAUCAACAAUGACAUGAAGCAAUUUGUCAUCAGUUCAGAAACUGAUGCAAUUAGAGAAAUGGAAAGCAGGGGUGAUCCUGUGGAGACUGCACGCUUUAUCCGAGAAACAGUUAAACAAGAGCUGAGAAAAUGUCUUGAGGAAGCACAACAGCAUCUACAUACUGUAUCUAAACAGAAGUUGGCACUUAUAAUUGAUGGGAAGUGUUUGAUGUAUGCAUUGGAUCCAGCUUUACGGGGAAAUUUACUUAACUUGAGCUUGAAUUGUAGUGCAGUAGUUUGUUGCCGUGUUUCUCCACUGCAGAAAGCACAGGUGACUAGCUUGGUUAAAAAAGGUGCAAAGAAGAUAACACUUAGCAUUGGAGAUGGUGCCAAUGAUGUUAGCAUGAUUCAAGCUGCCCAUGUUGGCAUUGGGAUAAGUGGGUUAGAGGGAAUGCAGGCUGUCAUGGCUAGUGAUUUUGCAAUUGCUCAGUUUCGGUUCCUUACAGACUUGCUUCUUGUGCACGGCCGAUGGUCAUAUCUUAGAAUUUGCAAGGUUGUAACAUACUUUUUCUACAAGAACCUUACAUUUACUUUGACUCAAUUUUGGUUCACCUUCCAAACUGGGUUUUCUGGUCAGAGGUUCUAUGAUGAUUGGUUCCAGUCUUUGUAUAAUGUUAUUUUUACAGCUUUGCCUGUGAUCAUUGUUGGACUUUUUGAUAAGGAUGUCAGUGCUUCGCUUUCUAAGAAGUAUCCUGAGCUAUACAAGGAGGGAAUAAGAAAUACCUUCUUCAAAUGGAGAGUUGUGGGGGUUUGGGCUUUCUUCUCUUUGUAUCAGUCACUGAUCUUCUAUUACUUUGUGACUAUUUCUAGUCGUGGUGGCCAGAAUUCUUCAGGCAAGACAUUUGGGUUAUGGGACAUCAGUACCAUGGCCUUUACUUGUGUUGUGGUAACUGUCAACUUGCGUCUUCUUAUGGCCUGUAAUUCAAUCACAAGGUGGCACCACAUUAGUGUUGCGGGUAGUAUUUUGGCAUGGUUUGUUUUCAUCUUUCUUUAUUCUGGAGUUAUGACACCAUAUGAUCGACAAGAAAAUAUAUUUUUUGUCAUCUAUGUCUUAAUGAGUACAUUUUAUUUCUAUCUCACACUUCUCCUUGUCCCCGUUGUUGCACUUCUUGGAGACUUCCUUUACCAAGGGCUUCAAAGAUGGCUCUGGCCCUAUGACUAUCAGAUUAUUCAGGAAAUGCACAGGGAUGAUCCUGAUGACAGUAGCAGGACAGAGUUGCUGGAAAUUGGGAACCAGCUGACACCAGAUGAGGAAAGGAGCUAUGCAAUCUCUCAGUUACCAAAAGAAAAAUCAAAGCACACAGGUUUUGCUUUCGACUCACCAGGCUAUGAGUCAUUCUUUGCUUCGCAACAAGGUGUUUUUGCCCCACAGAAGGCCUGGGAUGUUGCCAGAAGAGCCAGUAUGAGAUCACAACCGAGGACAGAAAAAACAUAUUGAAUUAAAAAGUAUAUGUACAUCUUCUUUAACCAAAAAAAUUUGUAAAAAAUAGCUGUCAUAUCAUAGUUUCAGUUCGUUGCCCAUUUUUGUUACUCCACCCAGUGAGCCCUUGAGGAAUUCAUAGUGUUUUUAGGAGUCAUUUACGAUUUUCAGUAUUACAUUGGUCCAAUUAAUACAAAUGACAUUCUUUUUCAUGUAAAAUAUUUUUAUGUUUCCAAUCUAAUUUACUGGUGAUUUGAGAUGUAGGUUAA